AUGAAAUUAAUUCGCCACUCAUCAUAUCUUCCUUACAUCGAGCAGGAACAGCAUGAUGUACAAGAUGUCUUGACAGCCCCUCUCCCCGAACUUUCCUUCCUGUCAAAAUUGGAUGACAUUAGAUCAUAUGAAGACCUGUGGAAUUUCAGCAUCAACAGGAGUGAUGAAUUUUGGGAGAUCAUGGGUCGCAACAGGCUGCAUUGGUUCCAGCAGUUUGGGAAGAUAUCAGAAUGUGAUAUGCAGCAGGGAAAGUUUUGCUGGUUCAAAGGAGGAAAGCUUAAUGCUGCAUACAACUGUGUUGAUCGCCAUGUCAAGAUAGACCCAGACAAAAUAGCUCUCAUUUGGGAGAAGGAUGAACCUGGUCAGCAUGAGAAAAUUACUUAUAAACAACUCUACACAAUGAUGGGCCAGAUAGCCAAUGUCCUGAAAAAGUCAGAUGUAAAGAAAGGUGACCGUGUGGUCAUUUAUAUGCCAAAUUCACCUAUGGCAGUAGCCAGCAUGCUUGCUUGUGCUCGUCUUGGUGCCAUUCACUCUGUCAUCUCUGCAGGAUUCAGUCCAAAAGCUGUUGCCCAACGAGUCAACAAUGCAGGGGCAAGAGUCAUUAUCACAACAGAUCAGGCUCCUAGAGGAGGAAAGACAAUUGAAUUGAAGAAGAUGGUAGAUGAAGCUGUGGAGAUGUGUCCACUUGUCUCAACUAUUCUUGUCUCAACAAGAACUGGGUCUCAAACUCCACUAGACCCCAAACGGGAUGUUAAGCUUGAGGAGACCAUGGAAAAGGAGUCAGAAGACUGUAUGUCUGAGAUGAUGGACAGUGAAGAUCCUCUGUUCUUGUUAUACACAUCUGGCAGCACUGGAUCACCAAAAGGCUUAGUACAUACUCAUGCAGGAUACCUCCUUUAUGCAUCUCUCACACAACAGGCAAUCUGUCAGAAGCAUCUUCUUGCAAACAUGGAUAUAAAUCUUUCUAUGGUGUUCAACCAUGGGGAGAAUGAUGUCUUUGGAUGCAUGGCAGACAUUGGUUCAAUCACAGGGCAUAGCUAUGUUGUCUACGGUCCCCUUUGCAAUGGUGCUACAACAGUGCUCUUUGAGAGUACCCCAACUUAUCCAAAUCCAGCUCGCUACUGGGAGACAGUUGGAAGGCUGAAAAUUAACCAGCUUUACACAUCUCCUACUGCCAUUCGUCUUCUAUUGAAAUAUGGUGGCAAGUGGGUUCAUGGACAUGAUCUCUCAUCCCUUAAGGUUCUGGGUUCUGUUGGAGAGCCUAUCACUCAUGAAGCAUGGCUUUGGUACUACCAUGUUGUUGGAAAGGAGAAGUGUCCAGUUGUUGACACAUGGUGCCAGACAGAGACUGGUGGAAUUUGCAUAGCCCCUCAUCCAGCUAGCCCUGCAGCACCCAUUAUUCCAGGUGCUGCCAUGAGACCAUUUUUGGGCACACUUCCAUGUGUCAUUGAUGAAGAGGGUCAUGAAGUGGAAGGCAACAAUGUCACAGGAGCACUCUGCCUAAAGAAGCCAUGGCCUGGAAUUGCACGCACCAUCUAUGGUUCUCAUGAGAAAUACAUGAACUCAUACUUCAAACAAGUGCCUGGUUAUUACUAUACAGGUGAUAGAGUACGAAGGGAUGAGAGUGGAUUCUAUCAUAUCACUGGAAGAUUGGGUGAUGUCAUCAAUGCAUCCAGUCAUCAUUUAUCAACAGCUGAAGUUGAAGAUGUUUUG
This is a messenger RNA of Darwinula stevensoni, 1713 nucleotides long. Lineage: Eukaryota; Metazoa; Arthropoda; Ostracoda; Podocopida; Darwinulidae. The record is from the annotation of a GenBank genome assembly.